Agrilus planipennis (emerald ash borer) is the source of this 3511-nucleotide messenger RNA. Its product is annotated as glutamate receptor ionotropic, kainate 2-like. The transcript is spliced from 16 exons. Bases 593 to 3376 code for a protein of 927 amino acids. The record is from RefSeq and is a predicted model, not a curated record. Lineage: Eukaryota; Metazoa; Arthropoda; Insecta; Coleoptera; Buprestidae. Gene Ontology annotation, molecular function: transmitter-gated monoatomic ion channel activity involved in regulation of postsynaptic membrane potential; glutamate-gated receptor activity. Gene Ontology annotation, cellular component: plasma membrane; postsynaptic membrane. Gene Ontology annotation, biological process: monoatomic ion transport; modulation of chemical synaptic transmission; synaptic transmission, glutamatergic.
UAAACUCAGAUCAUAUAAAAGUUUAAUUGUAGAGUAGAAUUAAACAUCAAGCUACUUCACCCAAUUUUAACUUUAAUCUCAGACCGAAGUCGUAAUCCAUUCUUUAAAUAUGAAUUCUCUCAAGCUGCAAUUUCUAGAGAGGUCAAAAAGACUUUCUGUGUGGGGUCCAUUGUAUUUUAUCCUUAAUAUUUUCAAAUCAAUGAACCGCUAGAUAUGCGGCAACCACCAUAGCAUAUCUGAGUGGUUGGAUGCCCAUUCAUAAAAAAAAUCCCAUCAUUAAGAGCGCGAAACUUUUUUAUUUUAAAACAUGGUGCAUAUACUUCAACAAAAAACACAACACAUUUAAAACACAAUAACGUUGGUUUUAAUUGCUUAAUAGCUAUCGAUUCUUUUUUAUUUUAUUUGCAAUGGUAGUUAUAAUAUACGAGCAGAUGAGAAAUAUUAUAAAAUCUAAUUUCGUACACCCAAUUCCAGUAAUCAACACGAAAGAAUACCUUGGCACUUUACCAAGUAGAACUCAAAAUAUACAUUAAACACAUGCUGAAAUCGAAAGUUUACUUCUCAUUGUAGAUAUUGCGAUUAGUCAAGUAGAAUGGUUAAAAUAUAUUGUGUAUAUUUAAGUUUAUUUGCUAUUCUGAAGUUUACUUCAGCUUAUGAAAAUGAUAAACAAAUAUAUACUGUUGGAGCAAUAUUUGAUGAAACCGAUAAUGAUCUGAGUAAAGCCUUUAGAAUAGCGGUAAAAAUUUAUAACAGACACCAAAACUCGCACCGUUUUAAAGCAAAUAUUAAAACCGUUGCACAAAAUGAUAUUCUCAAAGUAAAAGAUACAGUAUGCAAAAUGGUUGAGGAAAAAGAUGGUGUAGUAGGAAUAUUUGGGCCGUUAUCGUUAAACGGCCAAUCAAUAACACAAUCCAUAUGUUCCACCCUUAACAUCCCUCACAUACAAAUAAACUGGAAGCCCACAAGAGGUUCAUCCCUUUCAACAUCCUUAAACUUCUACCCUGAUACAGAUAAACUUGCGAAAGGUUUCGCAACGAUUGUAAAACAUUUGCAAUGGAAAAAUUAUGUCAUUUUAUACGAAAAAGAAAUAGCUCUUAUUAGACUUCAGGAAAUUCUAAAAAUACCAAAUGUUGAGGAUAAUCCCGUCGUCAUAAAAAAACUUUCACCCGAUGGCGAUCAGAGAACACUCCUUAAAGAACUGGGUGAUUCAAAGAUCCAUCAGAUAAUCUUGGACUGUGAACCGCAGAACAUUAUCAAAAUAUUGAAGCAAGCAAAAGAAGUUCAUCUUCUAGAUUUUUUUCACAGUUAUUUUCUCACGUCUUUGGAUGCACAUUUAACUGAUUUUUCUGUCUUGGACAGUCGAUCAAACAUAACAUACGUAAGAAUUUUUAACUCCAAUAACACUAUGUUAAUGCACGCAGUUCGAGAAUGGGGAAGUUAUGAACAUUUUAUGAAUGAACCAGAAGAUUUAACAACAGUCGAUAUCGUAAGGACGGAAGCAGUACUGCUGCACGACGCAGUUAAUACCUUUUUGCAUACAAUUUCUCAACAACGCAAUCACAUAAAUGUUGACCCCACGCCAUUACAAUGCAACGGUGAUGGAACCUAUGAAGCUGGACACCAUCUGGUCUCUUUCAUGAGGAAGCAAUCUUUUGAACACACGAUUACCGGUCCCAUUAGUUUUGGCCCUAAUGGAACCAGAACAGAUUUCAAUCUCCUUUUAAUUGAAGCGGAGACUAGCUAUCCCGAUGUGGCAACUUGGAGCCCGGAAAAUCCCGAUGAAUUACAAUUUCAACGUUCAUCAAGCGAACAACAGCAAAGGAUUCUCGAAAAUCUUCAAAAAGACACUGUCAUAGUGUCGUCCAGAAUUGGAAGGCCCUAUCUUAUGCGAAGAACACCCAGUAGUCCCGAUGAAGUCCUUGAAGGAAACGAUCGAUACGAAGGAUAUUCAAUGGAUCUUAUACAAGCUAUAGCAGAAGAGCUAAAUUUUACAUUCAAAUUUGUUUUAACUGAGGGCAAUUACUAUGGGAAUUACGUUCCGGAAAAGAAAACCUGGAAUGGACUUAUAGGGGAUCUACUCAAUAAAAAAGCCCAUUUGGCAAUAUGCGAUCUUACUAUCACACAUCAAAGGAGACAAGUUGUUGAUUUUACGUUACCCUUUAUGACGUUAGGUAUUGGUAUUUUAUAUAAGAAAACCGAGGAGGGAGACAGGAAUAUUUUCGCAUUUAUGGACCCAUUCUCUAUUGAAGUGUGGAUAUAUACUUCCACCAUGUACCUAAUAAUAUCCAUUUUGCUAUUCUUUAUAUCUAGGAUAGCUCCUGGAGACUGGGAGAAACCUCAUCCCUGUGAUGAAAAUCCCGACGAGAAAGAAAACAUAUGGAAUCUAAAGAACUGUUUCUGGCUAACCCUUGGAUCCAUAAUGACACAAGGAUGCGAUAUUUUGCCCAAAGGAAUUUCUUCGAGAAUGGCCACGUCUAUGUGGUGGUUCUUUUCACUGUUAAUGACCAGUUCUUAUACAGCUAAUUUGGCAGCCUUUUUAACAAUGGAGAAAAUGGGUCCAACCAUCGACAGCGCCGAAGCUUUAGCAAAAUCCAACAUAAAAUAUGGAGUAGUUGCUGGCGGUUCUACUCAGGCUUUCUUUCGAGAAUCAAAUUACUCGUUGUACCAACGCAUGUGGACCCAAAUGCAACAGUUCAAACCAAGUACGUUCGAAAAAAGCAACGAUGAUGGAGUCAAAAGGGUCUUAAACACCAAAAAUAGCAUGUAUGCCUUUUUUAUGGAAAGCGUUUCGAUUGAAUACGAGGUGGAAAGACAUUGUGAACUGAAACAAGUUGGAGAUGUUUUGGACGACAAGGGAUAUGGCAUAGCCAUGCCAGUUAAUGCACCCUACAGAAGUGCCAUCAAUAAAGCUAUUUUGAAACUUCAAGAAGAUGGUACGUUGUCAGAUUUAAAAACCAAAUGGUGGAAGGAAAUGUAUGGGGGUGGUGCCUGUGAUGAAGAAGAUUCUGGUUUAAGCAGUAUUGACCAGCAAAAACUUGGUCUAUCCAACGUAGGAGGUGUGUUCUUGGUUUUAGGAAUAGGGGUUGCUAUUGCCCUUGUCAUAGCCAUGGGAGAGUUCUUAUGGAAUGUAAAGUGUCUUUGUGUCGAAGAACACAUUACAUACUGGGAAGCUUUGAUAAUAGAACUGAAAUUCCUUGUGAAUAUCAGAGUUACGAAAAAGGCAACGAAAAUACCAACCCCUUCGACCAGUGAAUCCAGCGAUAGUAAUCAAUCUACAAGACCCCAAAGUUUGGUCGAAGGGGUACUCCAUGGAGCCCGAUCUUUGCUGAAUUUGGACAUUCUAGAAAAAUACAAUCCUUCCGGAAAAAAAGAUUAAUUUUUGAUUUGUCCUUACAUACCAUUUAACGAUCGCAUUUUUUCUAUUAUUAGUAAAUAAUGCAACACAUACGAUGUUAACUACUAACAACUGUAAAUGCAAGACAAUAUUAAAAUAAAAAAUAAUUACGUUCAA